AUGGCGAACGGCUGGGCACCAAUCAUCGGCCUCAUCGUCACCGUCAUCUUCUGCGGCGCCGCCUGGUUCCUAGCUCCCAAAGGCGAGAACCAAACGGUCUGGCGAUCUACACUCGUUCUCUCUGCCGCGGCCAUGUAUAUCAUGUGGGCGAUUACUUUCCUCGCACAACUUCAUCCUCUUAUCUCGCCUGUACGAAACGGUCUGCGACCGGAAUACAAUGGAGGGCGUUAG
Alternaria incomplexa is the source of this 231-nucleotide messenger RNA. RefSeq lists its product as uncharacterized. The record is from RefSeq and is a predicted model, not a curated record. Gene Ontology annotation, cellular component: vacuolar proton-transporting V-type ATPase, V0 domain. Gene Ontology annotation, biological process: vacuolar acidification; proton transmembrane transport. The transcript is spliced from 3 exons. The coding region runs from base 1 to 231 and encodes 76 amino acids. Gene Ontology annotation, molecular function: proton-transporting ATPase activity, rotational mechanism. NCBI's taxonomy places the organism in Eukaryota, Fungi, Ascomycota, Dothideomycetes, Pleosporales, Pleosporaceae.